AUGGGGAAUUGCAUGAAAACAUUGUACAGAUCAAGCCAGAUGAAUGAAAAGGAAAUAGAAGAGAUUCGUGAAGCUGCAACCGAGUUUGAUGAGCAGGAAAAUGAUGUUGGGAAAGGCAGCAUAAAGGUGAAGAUAGUGCUUACAAAAGAAGAGCUACAGUUGUUUCUGCUGAAGCUGAAGGAUAAUAAGAAUGGAAAGAAGAGCUUAGAGGAUCUUUUGGCGGAAUUGGAGAAAGCAAGAUCAGGAAAAGUUGAUUCUUGGAGACCUUCGUUGGAGAGUAUAAUGGAAGACGUCGACCCUGAAUUAAUGGACAGAUCAUGA
This is a messenger RNA of Durio zibethinus, 321 nucleotides long. RefSeq lists its product as uncharacterized. NCBI's taxonomy places the organism in Eukaryota, Viridiplantae, Streptophyta, Magnoliopsida, Malvales, Malvaceae. The record is from RefSeq and is a predicted model, not a curated record.